GAUAAAAUGUCACACAGAAGCAUAGCCCACGUCUUCUCGGGCAAUCCUUACAUUUCAUUUCGGAAAAUGGCACAAAUGACUGGACUGGAUGUUCUUCAUGCUUUGUGGGAGAGCGACCAUGAAGACGCGAACUCAUCAGGUCCGGACACUGAAGCUGACACUGAUGAAGAACGGUGUCAUUUCGAACUGCGAACUGAUCCAGCUGAGGAUCAACUUCAUGAAGAUGCUGAUCAGGUAACACAGCCUAGUUUACCACCUGCUAAGAGGCGACGCAAGAGUGGCAAGAGGACACCAGUCAACAAGCAGCAAGCAGCUCAGCCAGCUCGGUCAUGGAAAACUGAGAAAUCUGCUGAUGUGGCCCCACCGGUGAUGCGUUUCCGUCCUGCGCGGCAACCUGGAGUGCAGCUGAGCUCGACAGAAGCCCACACUCCUCUGGAUUUGUUCAAACUAUUUUUCUCUACAGAUGCUGUCAGGACACUGUGCAAGAACACUAACGAGCAUGCUGCCAGGGCAAUAGCAAAAGGGAGGAAGUAUAAAUGGACUGACAUUGGGAUAGAGGAAUUCUACAGGUACAUUGGACUGAUUUUUUACAUGGCCAUGGUAAAGCUGGACCAAAUCAGAGAUUACUGGCGGCAAAGUAGCAUUUUCUCUGUCCCAUUCCCAGCAACCGUAAUGACAAGGGACAGAUACAGAACUAUUUGCUGGAAUGUACACAUGAGUGAUGCAGACAAGGACCAAGAAAAUGACAGGAAGCGGGGCACGCCGCAGCAUGACAAACUCUUCCGGGUCAGACCUCUCAUGGACACAAUUCAGCAUGCCUGCAAAGCCUUCUAUCAUCCUCGCAGGAACCUUGCAGUGGAUGAAAGAAUGGUAGCAACCAAAGCAAAGACUGGUAUGACACAGUACAUGAAAGAAAAGCAGACAAAGUGGGGACCCCCCCUCUAA
Anguilla anguilla (European eel) is the source of this 945-nucleotide messenger RNA. RefSeq names its product piggyBac transposable element-derived protein 4-like. The coding region runs from base 7 to 945 and encodes 312 amino acids. The record is from RefSeq and is a predicted model, not a curated record. The transcript is spliced from 3 exons. NCBI's taxonomy places the organism in Eukaryota, Metazoa, Chordata, Actinopteri, Anguilliformes, Anguillidae.